AUGAGUGAAGAGCAGGAGAAGCCAGUAGAAGAAAAUAAUGAGACUAAUGAACCUCAGAAAGCUUCGGAAACUGGUGAAACUCAUGACGAAAAAGAAAAUAAUGAAUCAAAUGAGCUUAAAACGCCAACUCAAACACCAUCAGGUAAAAAGAGGCCAAAAUCAUCGCGUAAGAAAACACCUGGAACGGCGAAAAGGAGAACUGAUGUUGAUAUCGAAGCAGAACUGAAGGCUAUUCAGGAUAAUGAAGGUAUAACGGGUCGUGCUGAAAUAGUUCGCUAUUAUUGUGGACAUCAUCCAGAUGUUAGCAUCUCAGCACUUCCCCAAUGGAAGAUUAAGCCUACAGGUAGUAUUACAUCUGUUAAAAUCAAACUUUUCUUCAACAAACGCCAUCAAAAGCUAUUCUUCUUCUCCGGAAUACCUCAACAUGAAUGGAUUGCAACGAGAACGAACGUCGAUCAAUACAAUGAAGUGAUGAUUGAUGAGCACACAACAACAAAAGAUGUUGUUAUCAAGUUUACUUCUACGAAGAGCCAAGUAUUCGGAAUAUUCGCAACCAUAGGAAAUCCAGUUGAUUUUGGAUGGGCUAUUCCUGAAAAAGGCUCGUUCGAAGUCGAAACAAGAAAAGUUAUCGAAGAAUUCUCAAAUCAUGUCAUUAUAACAGAAAAGCCAUGGCAUUUAGCCAAAACUCAUUACAGAAGCGUUACGGGAAAUAGGCCAGGACUCUUCAGUUGCAAGCAAUAUCUAAUUCAUUGUCAUCAACCAGGUAUUAUCUGCCUGGAAGUACUUAACAAGUCGAACAGAAAUAAAAUGUUAGAAGAUGCUAUCCAAGGCGCGUUAAUUAAGAAAGAAGAUAGCGAUUUUGCAACAGAAAGAAAUUAUUUAAACAAGGCCGAACUUCAACUCAUUCUACAAGAAGGUGGUGAUCGUAUUCAUCACGCUGGUACAGCAAAUUACGUUAUUUAUCGUACUUUAUAUGAUCACGAUUUAUUCUACUUUAACGCUAUUGAAGGCGAUUAUGUAAUCUGCCCAAGCGUUCCAGAAGGCAUCACUCCUGAUGAAUUGAGCAUUACUCUUCACUCAGAUGUCCGCGCAAGAGCAGGUCCAUUAGAUUUAGUCUUCCCACAGAAUUUACAGUUCAAUUAUGACCUUGACGAUGCUCAACAGUUCACUGCCUUUGCUACAGAAGGAACUGACGCAAGAGUUUACCUUACAUUUCGACCUGAUUGCUGGGCCGUUCUUUACAUCCGUUGGGAGACGGAAACUUCAUCACGGUUUGAAUAUGUUAUAUCUGGUGAACCUAUCAGAACUGAUAAUCCAGAAUAUUACUUAGAUUUACCAGCUGGAAAGGUUCUAACUUUGACAAUUGCCACUAAGAACGGUGGAAGCAAGAUUGGAUUGUAUUCUCUUAUGAUCUCAAGUCGUAACAAGCUUACUGUGCAGGCUAUGGACGCCAAAAUUAACAUUACUGAUAUUGGUAAAGUUCACUUAGAUCUUCCUGAUGAAUCUGAGAAGAUUGCAGAGGAAGAAGAGGAUGCUAACGAUCCUACUGAGAAAAAAUCAAAAACAUGUCUUAUUAUAUAA
Molecule: messenger RNA, 1581 nt
Organism: Trichomonas vaginalis G3
Lineage: Eukaryota; Parabasalia; Trichomonadida; Trichomonadidae
Exons: 1
Coding region: 1-1581 (526 amino acids)
Source: RefSeq, a predicted model, not a curated record